UUUGUGCGGGGUGGCCAACGUCUCGGGAGUGCGACGUUUCAAUUGACUUGUCAUAUACGACAUUUCGGAGUUCAGUAACGACAGUUCGGUUGCGUGACGUUUCGGACACGACAGUUCGGGAGCUGGAAAAGCACGAGUGAUGAUUAUAGGAGCACCAUAAUGAAGAUUGGCUUCUUCUCAAUCCCCCCUUCGAGGGAAGGCGAUAGUUAGGAGCACCUGAGCUAAGAUUGACGUCCCCUCAAUUUCAAUCUUCUAUCGUGUCGUUCUUCUCACAGACUAAGACAGAAGGAAAUCCAAAUAUGCCCAAAAUCAUCCUACAUGUAGAUUUUCUAUAUCAACCAUUUCCAAACCUUCUUCUCCAGAGCCACUUGGGAAAUUAUAACCAAACCAGGCCAACAGCACCCGUGGGUGACGGGCUUUCACGUUUAUUCAAAUGAUGGGCCAUGCCCGCUUCAAACUGGAGAUAAUAACAAAAAUGCAAAUAUAGGGUGGGGUCAUUUUAAAACAUUCUUCUCAAGAACCAUUUGGCCAGGAAAGCUGAUAUUUACAUGAAAGCGUUCUGACAUAGUGCAGAUUGAAGUUUGUUAAAAACACAACCCCCGGAGGUAGGAUGGGGCCACAAUAGGGGAUCAAAGUUUUAUAUACAAAUAUAAAGGUAAAAUCUUCAAAUAUCUUCUUUUCAAGAACUACUGAGUCAGAAAAGCUGAUAUAUAUAUUAAAGCUUCCUUACAUAGUGCAGAUUCAAGUUUGUUAAAAUCAUGAUCCUGGAGAGUAGGAUGGGGUCACAAUAGGGGAUCAAAGUUUUGCAUAACUAAUAAAUAGAAACAAAUCUUUAAAAAAUUCUUGGGACAAAGAAGUUUACAUUUGCAUGAAAGUUAAUCCUGACAUAAUGCAGAUUCAAGUUUGUAAAAAUCAUGGUCCCCGGGGGUAAAAUGGGGCCACAAUAACUAAGGAUCAAAGUUUUACAUGCGAAUAUAUAUAAAAAGUCUUUAGAUAUGAGCCAAGGUGACUCAGGUGAACGAUGUGGCGCAUUGACCUCUUGUUUAAUAAUUUCAAUAAUCAACUCCCCAACCGUCGUCACCGAACUCCCGAAACGUUGCAUCAGGUGCCGAACAGUCGCGUACCCGAAAUGUUGCGCACCCAAAUUGUCGGUAAUUCUUUGUGCGUAAAAACAUUUUGUCAAAGCUCCAGAUUUGCGGCAUUUUGUUGUGAAGUAGAUAUUUGUUUUGCAAAAUUUUAACUUCAAUUCAAUUUAUUAACAGCAUCAUUCAUACAUUGGUAUGUAUUCAUUUAUAGAACAACAAAAAAGAUCAUGAAAUUGAAACAGUCUGUAUGUAGAACUUUGUGUCAUACUAACAGAUCGGAUCGAGUUGUCACAUUUGAUCUACUGUCUAUAUUUUUUUCAUCAUGGAGAGCUCAGCAUUGGAGUUAAGGAUGAUCAUCACUGUUGUUUAAUACCCUAGAUUAGCGCCCGACUUGAUAGAAGGUAAUGGCGAGUUCUUAUGAAUCAACGUCAGAGACAACGAACGCAAACAGAGCGUGUCGAGUUGUGCUCGGUCCCUGUACGGAUGGUCUACGUGACAUAUUGCGUCACUACGUCCCACCACACACAUUCCAUCAUGUCAUUAAACAAAACAAGCUUAAUCUUCCUCGACUUAACAGAGAUCAGCGAGACCUCAUCUUACCACGAAAUGGACAUUAUACAGGAAACUAUGUCGAUAUGGACAUUUCAUUACUGUAUAUCUUACUGAGGAAUAUAUCUAGCAUACCACCACACUCCAAUGGGUGGGGCAACGAUCCUGACCCUAGCGACAAGAGCGUCUCUGCCAACAUUGAAAGGAUUCGAUUGGUUCGGAAUCUUUGUGUUCACUCAUCUGAUCCAUCCAUGUCCAUCUCAGACUUUAAUUCCAUUUGGUCCACCAUUAGGUCUGCAAUGGUAGAUAUGGAUGCCUUCCUCAUGAAUGGAAACAAAUAUGAAAAAGAGGUGGAUUUCCUACAUAGCGAGUCGAUGGACCCUGAAAAUGACCUACAUUAUGAAGAAGAACUGAAGAAGCAGGUGGAGGAAGAUAAGACGACCAGGAAAAUGAUGGUCAGCCUUAAAAGGAAGUUCGAGGAAACUGCAGAGGAAACAAAGAAGUUGCAUGGUAAAGUAGUGAAACUAACCGAGUCCCCCAUCCCACCAAAUGUGAGAGAGCAAUACGAUAUUGAGGUUCAGAGAUGGAGAGAGGAAGACAAGCUUUACUACGAAACCCACAACUUCCCCUCAGUGAUGCAGAAAGUGAGAAACCAACCAUACGUAACAUUUGUCGGUGUACCUGGGUCUGGGAAGUCUGACACGGCUCACCACAUCGCCCUCAAGCUCCAGGAGGAAGGUUAUGAAGUUGUACCAGCCAAAGACAUCAGGAAGAUGGAGGACUAUGGUGACCCCAGGAAUCCGCAGGUUUUUGUUAUUGAUGAUGUGGUGGGUGUCUUUGGCCUCCAAAAAACUAAUUUAGAUGUGUUAACUAAUUAUGAAAAGAAAAUAACACAGCCUUUAAUGGAUAAGUCUCGAACUUUGAUGACAUGUAGAGAGGCUGUGUACAAUGAGACACUACCUUACAAAGCAUUCGUUACUAAAGAUGAGAAUGUGAUUAAGUUACACAGUUCUGACAAUGCAUUAGAUGACGAAGACAAAAAACAGAUUCUCAAGAAAUAUGGUUUAAAGGAAGAUCUAAUAUCGCCUGAAUUGCUGACAUCAACAUCUCACAUGUUUCCCCUUCUCUGUAAAUUAUUUUCAAAGGAAACAAAAUUCAAAGCUCUUGGUCCAACGUUUUUCCUGAAUCCAGUCCAAUGUAUCAGUGAUGAACUUGAUAAUAUGCAAAGACAUAACAAACUGAAUUAUGCAACACUUGUUUUGUGUAUGCUAAAUGAAAAUAGCAUCUCUAAAGACAUUUUAAAAGAUAGAAAAAAUGAACAUUUCAUGAAGAUGAAAUGUGAUACUUUGGAAAAUUGUGAAUUAGAAAACCAAACUGAUGCAUUCAAGUUUGUGAAAGCCUUGUCAGCAAUGGAGGGGACAUACACAAAACAGUGUGGUGCACAAUACACAUUGAUGCAUGACUCCAUGUUUGAAAUAUGUGCUUAUCAGUAUGGCAAACAGUUUCCUGACCAAAUGUUGUUGUAUAUGAGUAGUAGUUAUAUUGCUAAUUAUGUCAAGCCACAGACAAGUGAACCAGGUAUUGUUAACAAAAUGAAAGAGAAAAAGAGUGUUUCUCAAUCUAGUAAGGGGGGUGAGAGUAGCAAUAAUUGUGAAGGAAAAGAGAAGGAGAGCGAUGAUAAAAUCAAUGAGAGAGGGGAAUCGUUUGAUCUGUGUAUAAGGUUACGUGAGGAUCAGUAUCCACUGUUAGCAGAGAGAUUGUACAGAGACAUACAGAACAUGGAGCUGUAUGAUGUUUUCGGGAAUCAGGUUUUAAAACAACCUCAGGUGUGUUGGGCAUUUAUUGGUGUGUUAAAAACAAAGUCAUACACAGAUUUAAAAUCCUUAUUUCUGUCCAGUCAGGGAAAGGUAGAUAAGAUAGUGAGUAAACGAGGGUGUAUGGAGAAGGAGAGUAGGGAUAGGGGGGAGUGGAAUAUGUACAUGUAUACAUGUAGGAGACAAGUAGUGCUGUUGGAUCAGAGGCGGAAACCAGUUAAUGAGGGGAAAACAUGUUGGAAUGAAUACACUUGCAAUGUGAGAGUGAUCAGCUGGGUGAUUUUGUAUGGACAUAAUCAGAUAAUAGAGUACAUAGUUCAACAGACUGGACUACACAAUGAAAUAUGUGAAUUAUUUGAGAUAACAGGAAAUUCUUCACAUCAGUCUAAAUCUGGGAUAGAUACAUGUAUCAAACAGGAAAAUCAAAACAAUAGGUUAAAAGAAAAGUGUAGAUUACUUGUGUUGAGUUGUUAUAGUGGUGAUGUACAGUCAGUCAGACUUCUACUUCCUAUCUGUAAGAAAUCAAUCAAUGGGAUAGAUCUUAUCAGUAAAGAUAUGGUCGGGUUUCUUUUUUCACCUCUUAGUGCUGCAUGUUAUUCAGGGCAAGUGAGUGUGGUGGAGAAGCUGGUGAAGGCGGGAGCUGAUGUCAAUCUACAGAAUAGAUGGGGGGAUACAUCACUGACAGCUGCAUGUGAAGAAGGACAUGUGAGUGUGGUGGAGGAGCUGGUGAAGGCGGGGGCUGGUGUCAAUCUACAGAAUAUAUGGGGGGAUACAUCACUGAUAACUGCAUGUGGAGGAGGACAUGUGAGUGUGGUGGAGGAGCUGGUGAAGGCGGGGGCUGAUGUCAAUAUACAGAGUAGUUUGGGGGAUACACCACUGCUAGCUGCAUGUCAAAAAGGAAAUGUGAGUGUGGUGGAGGAGCUGGUGAAGGCGGGGGCUGAUGUCAAUCUACAGAUACCACUGAUAACUGCAUGUAGAAAAGGACAUGUGAGUGUGGUGAAGGAGCUGGUGAAGACGGGGGCUGAUGUCAAUCUACAGGAUAAUCCCGAGAAUACAGCACUGACAGCUGCAUGUAAAGAAGGACAUGUGAGUGUGGUGGAGGAGCUGGUGAAGGCGGGGGCUGAUGUCAAUCUACAGAAUAGAUGGGGGGAUACACCACUGAGAGAUGCAUGUGAAGGAGGACAUGUGAGUGUGGUGGAGGAGCUGGUGAAGGCGGGGGCUGAUGUCAAUCUACAUAAUAGACGGGGGGAUACAUCACUGACAGCUGCAUGUGAAGGAGGACAUGUGAGUGUGAUGGAGGAGCUGGUGAAGGCGGGGGCUGAUGUCAAUCUACAGAGUAGAUGGGGGGAUACACCACUGAUAGCUGCAUGUGAAAAAGGACAUCUGAGUGUGGUGGAGGAGUUGGUGAAGGCGGGGGCUGAUGCCAAUAUACAGAGUAGAUGGGGGGAUACACCACUGAGAGAUGCAUGUGAAGGAGGACAUGUGAGUGUGGUGGAGGAGCUGGUGAAGGCGGGGGCUGAUGUCAAUCUACAGGAUAGAUGUGGGGAUACACUACUGACAGCUGCAUGUGGAAAAGGACAUAUGAGUGUGGUGGAGAAGCUGGUUAAGGCGGGGGCUGAUGUCAAUCUACAGAAUAGACUGGGGGAUACAUCACUGAUAGCUGCACGUGAAGGAGGACAUGUGAGUGUGGUGGAGGAGCUGGUGAAGGCGGGGGCUGAUGUCAAUCUACAUAAUAGACGGGGGGAUACAUCACUGACAGCUGCAUGUGAAGGAGGACAUGUGAGUGUGAUGGAGGAGCUGGUGAAGGCGGGGGCUGAUGUCAAUCUACAGAGUAGAGGGGAUACACCACUGAUAGCUGCAUGUGAAAAAGGACAUGUGAGUGUGGUGGAGGAGCUGGUGAAGGCGGGGGCUGAUGCCAAUAUACAGAGUAGAUGGGGGGAUACACCACUGAUACUUGCAUGUGAAAAAGGACAUGUGAGUGUGGUGGAGGAGCUGGUGAAGGCGGGGGCUGAUGUCAAUAUACAGAGUAGUUUGGGGGAUACACCACUGCUAGCUGCAUGUCAAAAAGGAAAUGUGAGUGUGGUGGAGGAGCUGGUGAAGGCGGGGGCUGAUGUCAAUCUACAGAUACCACUGAUAACUGCAUGUAGAAAAGGACAUGUGAGUGUGGUGAAGGAGCUGGUGAAGACGGGGGCUGAUGUCAAUCUACAGGAUAAUCCCGAGAAUACAGCACUGACAGCUGCAUGUAAAGAAGGACAUGUGAGUGUGGUGGAGGAGCUGGUGAAGGCGGGGGCUGAUGUCAAUCUACAGAAUAGAUGGGGGGAUACACCACUGAGAGAUGCAUGUGAAGGAGGACAUGUGAGUGUGGUGGAGGAGCUGGUGAAGGCGGGGGCUGAUGUCAAUCUACAGGAUAGAUGUGGGGAUACAUCACUGACAGCUGCAUGUGAAGGAGGACAUGUGAGUGUGGUAGAGAAGCUGGUGAAGGCGGGGGCUGAUGUCAAUUUACAGAAUAGAUGGGGGGAUACACCACUGAGAGAUGCAUGUGAAGGAGGACAUGUGAGUGUGGUGGAGGAGCUGCUGGUGAAGGCGGGGGCUGAUGUCAAUUUACAGAAUAGAUGGGGGGAUACACCACUGAGAGAUGCAUGUGAAGGAGGAUAUGUGAGUGUGGUGGAGGAGCUGGCGAAGGCGGGGGCUGAUGUCAAUCUACAGGAUAGAUGUGGGGAUACACUACUGACAGCUGCAUGUGAAGGAGGACAUGUGAGUGUGGUGGAGAAGCUGGUGAAGGCGGGGGCUGAUGUCAAUUUACAGAAUAGAUGGGGGGAUACACCACUGACAGCUGCAUGUGAAAGAGGAGAUGUGAGUGUGGUGGAGGAGCUGGUGAAAGCGGGGGCUGAUGUCAAUCUACAGAAUAGACUGGGGGAUACACCACUGAUAGCUGCAUGUGAAAGAGGAGAUGUGAGUGUGGUGGAGAAGCUGGUGAAGGCGGGGGCUGAUGUCAAUUUACAGAAUAGAUGGGGGGAUACACCACUGACAGCUGCAUGUGAAAGAGGACAUGUGAGUGUGGUGGAGGAGCUGGUGAAAGCGGGGGCUGAUGUCAAUCUACAGGAUAGAUGUGGGGAUACACUACUGACAGCUGCAUGUGAAGGAGGACAUGUGAGUGUGGUGGAGAAGCUGGUGAAGGCGGGGGCUGAUGUCAAUUUACAGAAUAGUGGGGAUACACCACUGAUAGCUGCAUGUGAAAGAGGAGAUGUGAGUGUGGUGGAGAAGCUGGUGAAGGCGGGGGCUGAUGUCAAUUUACAGAUUAGAUGGGGGGAUACACCACUGACAGCUGCAUGUGAAAGAGGACAUGUGAGUGUGGUGGAGGAGCUGGUGAAAGCGGGGGCUGAUGUCAAUCUACAGAAUAGACUGGGGGAUACACCACUGAUAGCUGCAUGUGAAAGAGGAGAUGUGAGUGUGGUGGAGAAGCUGGUGAAGGCGGGGGCUGAUGUCAAUUUACAGAAUAGAUGGGGGGAGACACCACUGACAGCUGCAUGUGAAAGAGGACAUGUGAGUGUGGUGGAGGAGCUGGUGAAGGCGGGGGCUGAUGUCAAUUUACAGAAUAGAUGGGGGGAUACACCACUGAUAGCUGCAUGUGAAAGAGGAGAUGUGAGUGUGGUGGAGGAGCUGGUGAAAGCGGGGGCUGAUGUCAAUCUACAGAAUAGAUGGGGUGAUACAUCACUGAUAGCUGUAUGUAAAGGAGGACAUGUGAGUGUGGUGGAGAAGCUGGUGAAGGCGGGGGCUGAUGUCAAUUUACAGAAUAGAUGGGGGGAUACACCACUGAUAGCUGUAUGUAAAGGAGGACAUGUGAGUGUGGUGGAGAAGCUGGCGAAGGCGGGGGCUGAUGUCAAUUUACAGAAUAGAUGGGGGGAUACACCACUGACAGCUGCAUGUGAAAAAGGACAUCUGAGUGUGGUGGAGGAGCUGGUGAAAGCGGGGGCUGAUGUCAAUUUACAGAAUAGAUGGGGGGAUACACCACUGACAGCUGCAUGUGAAAGAGGACAUGUGAGUGUGGUGGAGGAGCUGGUGAAAUCGGGGGCUGAUGUCAAUCUACAGAAUAGAUGGGGGGAUACUCCACUGACAGCUGCAUGUAGUGAAGAACAUAUGGUGAUAGAGGAGCUGGUGAAGGCGGGAGCUGUUGUCAAUCGAGAGAAUAGAUGGGAGUAUACACCACUGAGAGCUGCAUGUGGAGGAGGACAUGUGAGUGUGGUGGAGGAGCUGGUGAAGGCGGGGGCUGAUGUCAAUCUGUAGAAUAGAUGGGGGAAUACACCACUGAUAGCUGUAUGUAAAGGAGGACAUGUGAGUGUGGUGGAGGAGCUGGUGAAGGCGGGGGCUGAUCUAUAUGUAGAGGAUGUUAAACGGGAAUACACCACUGACAGCUGCAAGUAG
Molecule: messenger RNA, 7870 nt
Organism: Ostrea edulis (European flat oyster)
Lineage: Eukaryota; Metazoa; Mollusca; Bivalvia; Ostreida; Ostreidae
Molecular function (GO): protein binding
Source: RefSeq, a predicted model, not a curated record